This is a messenger RNA of Camellia sinensis, 2505 nucleotides long. The record is from RefSeq and is a predicted model, not a curated record. Lineage: Eukaryota; Viridiplantae; Streptophyta; Magnoliopsida; Ericales; Theaceae.
UAGGCCCAACUGGACAGAACCAAACUUCUCUCCGGUUCCUAGAAAAAUACCAGACCACAUAAGACAUGAACAGGUCAGUCAAGAAGUCAACCAAGACAGCUUAGUCAGCUGGGGAUUUUUUUUAAUUUUUUAACCUCAGGGUGGGCUAGCAUGCUUGACCUUGUCAUCCUCAGCUUCCUCAGCAAUUUAAUUGACUUGCCUUGUUACCAAAUUUCGAACAGCUUCCAAUGGAAGCUCAGAGUCCUGCAAAUUUCUCCUAUAAAAUCCAUCUCCCCAAAAUGGACAGGAUUCAAGCAAGCCAAAUACUAUCCUCAAAAAAAAGUUCGAACGAUGUUUUCUCAAUCAAACAUGCCUUCAACAACAUCAGUUUUAUCAACAUACACCACUUUCACUGCCUCGGCAAUGCUGGUCCGGUCUGUCAUCAAUGAAGUCCAGGCCAUGACCAAGCAGCUUAUACCACAGCAGCUCCAUGACAAAAUCUUAUCCAAAAUGGGAGGCCUCUUGGGAAACUUUUCAUCCCAAACGAUUCUCGUCAUUGAUGAGACCAAUGGGCUCUCCAUCAAUGAAAUGUUCGAGGCAUCUGAGAUCUAUUUGCGCCUAAAAAUCAGCCCUUCAGUUGAACGGCUUAAGGUGUCCAAAGCGCCAGGAGAGAAGGACCUCUGUGUCAGCAUCAACCAAGGGGAAAAGAUUAUGGAUUCAUUUGAAGGUGUCCAACUCACUUGGCAAAUGAUAUGUAUUGAGACACAAAAGGCAAGCACUGACUAUGCAGGUGGCUUUGAAACAGAAAUUGUGGCACGUAGAUCAAUUGAGCUCAGCUUCCACAAGAAAUACAGGGAAAUGGUGCUGAGCUCUUACUUGCCAUACGUAUUGGAGAGGUCAAAAGCAAUAAAAGAAGAAAACAAGGUAGUGAAGCUGAACUCAUAUUAUGGAGCAUGGAGUUCAAUCAAUCUAAACCAUCCCUCCACUUUUGACACAUUGGCAAUGGAUCUUACACUGAAGAAGGAGGUGAUAGAUGACUUGGACAGAUUUGUGAAGAGAAGACACUUCUACAGAAGAGUUGGCAAGGCUUGGAAACGUGGGUACUUGUUGUACGGGCCCCCAGGCACGGGCAAGUCCAGCUUGAUUGCUGCCAUGGCUAACUAUUUGAAGUUCCAUAUAUAUGAUUUGGAGCUCACAAGCCUCAGAAGCGAUGCAGAGCUUAGGAGACAUCUAAUCUCUACUGCAAAUCAAUCAAUUUUGGUGAUUGAGGAUAUUGAUUGCAGCAGCAACUUUCAGAACCGACAAGCUGGAGGAUACAACAAUGGUGACAGUCAGGUGACACUAUCUGGGCUACUUAAUUUUAUUGAUGGGCUUUGGUCAAGUUGUGGUGAUGAGAAGAUAAUCAUAUUUACAACCAAUCACAAAGAUAGACUAGACCCUGCAUUGCUGAGACCCGGUCGCAUGGACAUGCACAUCCACAUGUCUUAUUGCACUCCUUGUGGGUUUAAGAUUCUUGCUUCUAACUACCUUAGCAUAAACAAUCACUCCAUGUUUUCUGAAAUCGAGAAACUCGUGACAGAGGUGGAGGUAACCCCUGCAGAGAUUGCAGAAGAGCUCAUGAAAAGUGAUGAAGCAGACAUAGCCCUUGGAGGUCUCAUCAAGUUCCUACAUAAGAAGAAAACAGAACAUGAUAAAGCCAAUGCUGAAGAAGAAAAAGAAGACAGCGAAAAUGGAGAAGAAGUCAGUGAACAAGCAAAAGAAUGCCCAGGAAACAAACGAGCUGAAAAUAAAACGAGGAAAACUAAGGGGAAGGCAAAAAAGGGAAGAAUCAGAAGAUGAGGGGAUUCAAGAACAUGUGAGCAUUGUAUUUGCCUAUGCAAGCCAAAUAAUGUUUUAUGUAAUAAUUGCAGGCUCUAAUAAUUAGUAUAAUCCUGAUCAGUGAAGUAAAUGAUUUCAUAGUGGUAGAAGCAAAACCAAACAGGAUCCAUAGAGUUAAUUUUCGUGUGAACACAGUUUAUUUCUUUCCUGUUUGGUGCCUAACAUGAACAAUACAGACCAAACAAAUUUGAUGCUCAUAUAAUUUUCUCUCCUAAUUUCUUAAAACUCCAAACCAAUAUCAAGGACUCACAGAUGUCGUCCAAAACUUCAUAAAAUUCCUAAUAUCAAUGAAACCCCAUUGCAAUCAGCAAAACCACGAGUACCACACAAAAAUCAUAGAUGGGAUAAGGAAGUACCCCCACCAUAUUUCUCUCAGCUAGACAUUCUGUGAAACACCUAAACUACAAAACCAAAAUUACUCCUCCAGACAUGAGAAUUGGAUAUGUACCGCAUACAAUCAUAGAGACGAUAAUAAUAAAGUAAAGCACCAGAUUCCUCUCAGCUAGACAUUCUAUCAAACCCCAAAACAACAAAUCCAAACAACUCCUUCAGAAUUCAGAAUUCGAACACCAAAUUGAAAAUGAGAAAUUUUGAAAUUUACCUAGUUUUUAUUCAUGCCUCGAUGACAAAUUACGAGAAUGAUGGAAG